UUUCUUUCUUUCUUCUUGCAUCUUUCUUUCCUGCAGCGUUCCUUUUUUCCUCUGCGCUUCUAACAGCUGCGCCAGGUGGAAGUUCAACCGGUCAAGCUCCGCCCGUCGCGAGAUCUUUUUUUCUGCCAGCAAAACUCCACCGGGGGAGUUUGAGGGGUUUGGAGGGAAAUGAGGAGCAGCAGGGCAAGAGGAUUUUCGGCUUGGGAUCAGCCACAGCAGAGGUGGUGGUGGGGGGAACUGUGGCUCCCUCUUGGACUGCAGCUCCCAUCAAGCCCAGGUAGCAGGGCUACUGGUUAGGGAUGAUGGGAGUUCAGCCACAACAGGAUUCCCCCCCCCCCUGGAAUGACUGGCUUUGUUCCUGACAAAUGGGACAGAAGAGAGUGUUUCUGAGCAUGUGUCGAUUUGGCUGCAGCCCAGUAAGCUAACUAGGCGGUGUUGACAGAGCGGAAAAAAACAUAUUCAAUUUUAUGGGAUUUUGUUGAGUUAAUGCAGGGGUCAGCAAACUUUUUCAGCAGGGGGCCGGUCCACUGUCCCUCAGACCUUGGGGUGGGCCGGACUAUAUUUUGAAGGGGGGGAAAAUGAACGAAUUCCUAUGCCCCACAAAUAACCCAAAGAUGCAUUUUAAAUAAAAGGACACAUUCUACUCAUGUAAAAACACCAGACAGGCCCCACAAUUAGCCCAGAGAUGCAUUUUAAACAAGUUAUCCCUUUUUUACAGGGAUUUUCCCUUAUGCUGAAUAGGCUUCCUCGCGAGAAAAGCGAAAACUUGGCAGCUAUGAUUUUAAAUAAAAUGACAUGUUAACAAUUACAUUGCACUCCUUUCGAAAGAGCUGUAGCUUAGUGGCAGAGCAUGUGCUUUGUAUAGAGAAGGUUCUGGGUUCAAUUUCUGGCAUCUCUCAUGAAAAGGAUAACAUGGCAGGCGAUAGGAUUGUUGCUGCCAGUCCGAGUAGGCACUGCUAGGCUUGAUGGAGCCUGGUACAAGGCACUUCCUCUGUAAGGAAAUGUGUACAGGACUGCCGCUGAAUGGUUUAUUGAAACCCCAGGGUGUGGCAAGGAAGCUAAAGAAACAAACUUAGGACCGUUGCCCUUGGAUCACGCAUCCCCAAACUUUGGCCCUCCAGAUGUUUUGGACUACAAUUCCCAUCAUCCCUGACCACUGGUCCUCUUAGCUAGGGGUCAUGGGAGUUGUAGGCCAAAACAUCUGGAGGGCCGCAGUUUGGGGAUGCCUGCCUCAGAUAAAUCAAAUAUAAGCUUACAUCGACUUCUGUUCUGCCCUUCUCUCUGGUAGGAAAAGCUUUUCUUGUGCAAUAAAAGGGCAUAUAUAGGCAGCUUUUAGGACAGGGGUGGGGGAACCUCAGGUCCAGGGGCCUAAUGUGGCCCUCAAGCUUCUCUCUCUCUGGCCCUUAGGACUUACCCAAGCCCUCCUCCAGUGUUUUGGCCUUGGUGGAAAGUUUCCUCCUUGAAUUGCGAUAAUGCUGUGAUUAGUAUUUUUUAUUAGUUUUCAAUUACAUUAAUCCAAUAAUAGCCUCAUUAUAACAAUGCCAAAUGAUAAUACAAUUCCUAAUACAAAUCAUUCAAAUACCAAAUUAUUUAGGUAGGCCCCCGCGUGCUAGAAUUGAUGGUUUGAUGGUUUACUUUGUUUGAAACCCAACGGCUACCCCUACCUGGUUUAGCCAGCUAGCCGAAGCUGUUCCCGGAGUGUGGCUGCUGUCACAUGAUGACAGCUUCUAGGAGCCACAGGUGAGAGCGGAGUACACAUUUAAAGAAGCAUAAUUAGCAGGAGAAUAAAAUAUUAGCAUAAGCCUAGGAGAUAUCUGCUGUGGUUGCUGCCCGCCCUGCUAAAAAGGUGGUUCAUUGCAGGCAGUGGCUAUGUAAGACUCUCUCAAGGCAAAUCUACAAAAAAAAAAUGCAGUAUAAACGUUGACAACGGGGAAACACUCACCUGCGAAGGCUCCAAUUGGAGAACAGCCUUCACCAAAGGGGUCACUGGCUUAGAAGAUGUUCAAACUCAAGACGAAAGGGAGAAACGUGCUAAGAGGAAGGCACAUUUGGCAAACCCUCACCGUGAUCAACUCCCGCCCGGAAACCUAUGUCCCCACUGUGGAAGGACGUGUGGAUCCAGAAUAGGUCUCCACAGUCACUUAUGGACUCACUGUUAAAACCGUGUUCGUGGAAGACAAUCUUACUCGGCUACGAGGGAUCGCCAAAGAAGAAGAUAUUUGACGCUGACCCAAGAUGGCAACAGUUGGAUUCGUGUCUUCGUGCGCCAGUGGGCGUCCCGUGGCGUCUUUGCUGAGGCACGGGGUUCAGAAAAUGAGAUCGUCCCAGCUGCACACCACGGCCAGGUCUGCUUCGAAGGAUUACUACGAGGUGCUUGUUCUAGGAGGAGGCACCGGUGGGGUCUCCAUGAGCGCACGGAUGAAGCGAAAAGUCGGAGCUGGCAAUGUGGCGGUUGUUGAGCCCAGUGAGAAGCACUAUUAUCAGCCACUCUGGACUUUGGUCGGGGCAGGAGCAAAACCACUGGCACCCUCUUCCCGUCCAACGGCAAGUGUGAUUCCUUCCGGUGUAAAGUGGAUCCAAUCCAGAGUGCAGAAGCUGGAUCCAGACAAAAACUGUGUCCAUUUGGAGAACAACCAAAAGAUAUCUUACAAGUAUUUGAUCAUCGCCCUUGGGCUUCAGCUGCAUUUUGAAAAGAUCAAGGGCUUGCCCGAAGCUUUCAGCACUCCUAAAAUAGGUUCCAAUUAUUCCGUUCACACCGUGGAGAAAACUUGGAAGGCUCUGCAAGAUUUCCAGGAAGGAAAUGCCAUUUUCACCUUUCCAAACACACCCAUAAAAUGUGCCGGUGCACCACAAAAGAUCAUGUACUUGUCAGAGGCGUACCUGAGAAAGACUGGGAAACGACCGAAAGCCAAAAUAAUCUUCAAUACUGCCCUUGGAGUGAUUUUUGGUGUUCAGAAGUAUGCCAAUGCUCUGCUAGAGAUUAUCAAAUCGAGGGACAUUACAGUCAACUACAAAUACAACCUCGUUGAAGUUCGAGCUGAUCAACAGGAAGCGGUCUUUGAGAACUUGGACAAAAGUGGGGAGACGGAGGUCUAUCAGUACGAAAUGCUUCACGUCACCCCCCCAAUGGGACCCCAAAACGUACUUCUGAACAGUCCGGUUUCUGAUGCAGGGGGCUGGGUCGAUGUAGACAAGGAGACAUUGCAACACAAGAAAUACCCAAAUGUGUUUGGGAUCGGAGACUGCACUAACCUCCCUACUUCAAAGACGGCUGCAGCUGUAGCUGGCCAGUCUGGUGUGCUUGAUAACACCAUUUCCUGUAUAAUGAAGGGCAAGCCUCCAGCUAAAAAGUAUGAUGGAUACACAUCCUGUCCCCUGGUAACCAACUACAACCGCGCGAUCCUGGCAGAAUUUGAUUACAGCGCGCAGCCUUUAGAAACGUUUCCUUUUGACCAGAGCAAGGAGCGGCUGACAAGUUUUCACAUGAAAGCUGAUCUCAUGCCUUUCCUUUACUGGCAUGGGCUAUUGAAGGGAUACUGGGGAGGUCCAGCUCUGAUACGAAAGCUGCUACACCUAGGGAUGAAGUAGCCGCCAGUCCUUUUGUACCUGCUACGAACCACAAAAGUACGACCACAGCUUUAAAAGGUAUACAGCAAGAUAUAGAAGCAGUAGGUGUCCUGUGCAGUAUAUCAAUAAGUUUCUGAGCAGAGACUAAAGCUUCAGACUCAUUUAUAUCUUACAUGCUAUACUUGGAUUUUAUGUAUUAAUAUUUUUUAAAGCAAAUAAAUUUGGUACUUUUCAAUGUCUUUAUAGGUCUCAAAUCUACAUUUUAAAGAAAACUUUAUCCAGCUAGUAAAUGCACCAUCCAGUAGUGUAGCAACCGCUGCAUUUUUAGCUGUUGACUUUCUAUUUUGAGUCUACCCAUGAGAUAAUAUACUGAGUUGUGUUAGCUUAUAUAUGUGCUCUCUUCCCAGCUUUAACAGCUGGUGUAGUGGCUAACCAUUGACCUUGAAUGAUCCCAGUUCAAGAAGUGUUGCAAGUCUGUAAUACAGAGAUAAUGGUCUACCUUACAAAUCUGUCAGAGGGUUACAGAGAAAAUUCAGAAAGCAUUCUAUAAAAUGUCGUGUUAUCAUUUCAAUUGCACCAACUCUCCAUCAGCAUGCCAACCAACAAAUAUGGAACAUUCUGCACUUGUUCAAUGAAAACCAGGCUUUAUUUUGUGGCCUUUUCUAUCAGUACUGCAAAUAUCUGCAUUGUUAAACGUAUUGUAUCUCACUGCUUAAGUCAAUAUUCCCUAGAUAGCAGCCAAGUAAGUAGGAACUGUCUCAACUGCCUAUUUCCUGUGAUUUGUCAGCAAUUGCAGAAUUUUCUUCUUUUGGGGAGGAAUGAUGGCUCAGUAGUAUUGAUCCUAUGUUUUGUAGGCAGUGUCCCAGGUACAAUCUCUAACAUCUCCAAUUCAAAGAAUGAGAUGGGUGGUGUAAAACACCCUUUUGCCUGAAAGCCUGGAAAGCAGUUGCCAGUAGGCAAUACUAAGCUAGAGAAGCUCGGAGGGGGGGGGAGCACAUUUGCUGUUUGCCAGCUGGACCCAUUUCCUUGAGAUGCCCGAUUUGAAGUGCUCGGAAACUUCAACAGGUUCAAAUAAUUGCAGCCAGAUUGUUGACUAGGGCUGGUUAUUGGGCGCAUACGACUCCCUCGUUAAUAACAAUUUGUAUGCUGCCCAUCUGACUGGGUUGCCCCAGCCACUCUGGGCAGCUCCCAACAAAAUAUUAAACAUGCAAUAAAACAUCAACCAUUAACAACUUCCCUCAACAGAGCUGCCUUCAGAUGUCUUCUAAAAGUCAAAUGUUGUUUGACAUCUGAUGAGAGGGCAUUCCACAAUUACUCCACCAACUACAGUACCUGUCUUUCCAGGUGCAAUUCAAAGUGCUGGUUAACCUAUUAAGCCCUAUAUGGCUUAGAUCAGGCAUCCCCAAACUGCGGCCCUCCAGAUGUUUUGGCCUACAACUCCCAUGAUCCCUAGCUAACAGGACCAGUGGUCGGGGAAGAUGGGAAUUGUAGUCCAAAACAUCUGGCGGGCCGAAGUUUGGGGAUGCCUGACUUAGAUCCAAACUAUCUGAAAGACUGUAUUCCCUCAUGUGAACCUGCCUGGGUUUUGAACUCUUCAGGAGAGCUCAUUCCCAGACUUUGGAACUCCCUCCCUAGAGAAGGUAGACUGAAUCCCUUUUUGCUGUCCUCCUGCUGGCAGGAAGACUUUUGUGUUCCAACAGGCUUUUGGGAACUGACUGCUUUUAAUGAAAGAGCUGGCGCUGUGCUGUUUCUAUUGUAAUUAUUUGCAUAGUUUUAACAGGUUAUAUAUAGUUUUAAUUAGAUCAGUAUUUAAUUGUUCUUUAAUUAUUGCUUAUUCUUUUAGUGGUUCUUAUUUUUAGAUGUAAGCCACAUUGAGAAAAAGGUGGGUUAUAAAUAAUAAUAGACUAGGCAGUCUGGCCAGGUAUUAGGAAGCAUCCUGUACUCUUGAUAGUAUAAUUUGCACAAUA
This is a messenger RNA of Zootoca vivipara (common lizard), 5534 nucleotides long. It is a transcript of the gene SQOR, whose product is annotated as sulfide quinone oxidoreductase. Gene Ontology annotation, cellular component: mitochondrion. Gene Ontology annotation, molecular function: FAD binding; sulfide:quinone oxidoreductase activity. The record is from RefSeq and is a predicted model, not a curated record. NCBI's taxonomy places the organism in Eukaryota, Metazoa, Chordata, Lepidosauria, Squamata, Lacertidae.